AAGUGUCCAAGUUCAAAAGAUUUGGUUUGAUCAUUGGUGUAAGCAUUAUAAGACAGAAAGAGUCUCUCAUUUGGGUUCUCCACCAAAGUUCAUAUUAUUGUUGAAUCUAAUGGGUACUCUUUUACUUUGCUUAGUAUUGUCAGUUUUGUUGUACCAAUCUACUACUAAUGGGGAAGAUCAUCAUCAUGAUCAUCAUCAUCAGCUGGAGUUUCUGAGUGGGGAGUUGCUGGAAUCGGCGAAGGAGGCGGAGUUCUUUGAAUGGAUGAUAAAGAUAAGGAGGCAAAUUCACAAGUACCCUGAACUGGGUUUUGAGGAGGAGAGGACGAGUCAACUCAUAAGGACUGAGCUUGAGUCAAUGGGGAUUGAGUAUAAAUGGCCUGUUGCCAAGACUGGAGUGGUUGCCUAUAUUGGUUCUGGUUCUAAACCAGUUUUUGGUCUCAGAGCUGACAUGGAUGCUCUCCCUUUACAGGAAUUGGUAGAUUGGGAUUACAAGAGCAAGAUUGAUGGAAAAAUGCAUGCAUGUGGUCAUGAUACUCAUGUAGCUAUGCUACUUGGAGCAGCAAAGUUACUCCAAGCAAGAAAACAUUCCCUAAAGGGAACAGUAAAGCUAGUUUUUCAGCCAGGAGAAGAAGGUUAUGCUGGUGCUUACCACAUGUUAAAAGACAGUAUUUUGGAUAACAUUGAUGCCAUUUUGAGUAUACAUGUUUUUCCAUCACUACCAUCUGGUGCCAUAGCAUCAAGGCCUGGUCCAAUCCUUGCUGGUGCAGGUCAGUUCUCAGCCACUAUACAAGGAUUGGGUGGUCAUGGAUCUACUCCUCAUCACACCAGAGACCCCAUUAUUGUAGCGGCCUCUGCAAUUCUUUCUCUCCAACAAAUUGUAUCUCGCGAAACCAAUCCGCUUGAAGGCAAUGUUGUGACAGUCGGAUUCAUAAAGGGAGGAGAAGCAAGAAAUGUGAUCCCAGAGUCUGUAACAUUUGGAGGAACUUUUAGAAGCUUGAGCCCUGAAGGUCUCUUGUUCCUCCAAAAAAGGAUCAAAGAGAUUACAGAGCAAGAAGCAUUGAUGCAUCACUGUACGGCCGUGAUGGACUUCAUGGAAGAUCAAUCGGUGCCUCAUCAUCCGGUGAUGGUUAACGACGAAGGAUUGUAUGAACAUGUGAAACAAGUUGGAGAAGCACUUGUUGGGGAAGAUAAUGUACAUGUUUUUCCCUUGAAUAUGGGAUCUGAAGAUUUUAGUUUCUUCUCACAAAGAAUGUCUGCUGCAUUUUUUGUGAUUGGGAUAGGGAAUAAGUGCUUAAAAUCUGAUAAGUACUUGCAUUCUCCUUACUUUUUUGUUGAUGAGAAGGCUCUUUCAAUAGGAGCAGCACUGAAUGCUGCAGCAUCAAUCUCGUACUUGGAUAAACAUGCUUCUAGGAAUGAAACAUAUAUGUGUUUAGCUAAAGAGUAAUAAUGGCCAAAAAUGUGUAAAUAAACAAGAUUAAUAACCACAAUUAUGCAAACCUUGUAUUGAAUUGAAAGAAAAAUGUAAAAUGUGAUUUCAAAU
Messenger RNA from Cannabis sativa, 1540 nucleotides. RefSeq names its product IAA-amino acid hydrolase ILR1. Gene Ontology annotation, biological process: auxin metabolic process. The coding region runs from base 110 to 1444 and encodes 444 amino acids. The record is from RefSeq and is a predicted model, not a curated record. Gene Ontology annotation, cellular component: endoplasmic reticulum. NCBI's taxonomy places the organism in Eukaryota, Viridiplantae, Streptophyta, Magnoliopsida, Rosales, Cannabaceae. Gene Ontology annotation, molecular function: IAA-Ala conjugate hydrolase activity. The transcript has 5 exons.